This is a messenger RNA of Uloborus diversus, 1270 nucleotides long. Its product is annotated as tektin-4-like. Gene Ontology annotation, cellular component: microtubule cytoskeleton; nucleus. NCBI's taxonomy places the organism in Eukaryota, Metazoa, Arthropoda, Arachnida, Araneae, Uloboridae. Gene Ontology annotation, biological process: cilium movement involved in cell motility; cilium assembly. The record is from RefSeq and is a predicted model, not a curated record. The transcript is spliced from 7 exons. The coding region runs from base 7 to 1224 and encodes 405 amino acids.
AUCGACAUGAAUACUUCAACACCACAAAUAUUCAGCACAGAUGAGUGGUACAGAAACAACCAAAGAAGAUUUAAUCAAUCUGAUAUUUCUAGAGCAGAAUGGUUCAGAAUAUGUCAACAAAGUAAGCAGUUAGCUAAGGAAAAGCAAAUUUUAACCGAUACUGUUCAAGAUUCUGUCACGAAAAAGAUUGCAGAAAGAGCGAAGGAUGUAUUUGACUGUCAGAAAGAUUUGGAGAAAACAAUUGAACAACUCACAACAGAAAUUAAAAAGUUAUCCAUGGAGAAAAAACGACUUGAAAAUUCUUUGAAUGAAGUGCAGGCUUGCCUUAUAGUUGCUCAAGAGAGUCUUGAUCUUAGGGAUCAAAGAAUAUCAUCUGACUUGGUUCAUGAUAAAACCGAAAAUGAGCUUCAAAGGGAGAUUGAAAUCAUCCAAACAUACCAGAAUUUGACUAAGAUGAUCGCUGCUGAAGUUGAAAAUCAAAUUCAGAGAAAUCAACAAGCAAAAACUGAGCUCGAAAGAGAUUGGAGUGACAAAUGGGAAGCUUAUAACAUCGAUACUAUUUGUGCACACAUGAAAAACACUUCUUCUGAGCAAAUAUCUUUCUACACUGGCCCACAGCGGAUACCUAACAAAUGGUCCACUCCUCAAGAAUGGAUUGAGUUUACAAGGCACAGGUUGUUUUAUGCAAGAGAUGAAAUUCGCAAGUCAGGCAAAUUAAGAGACGAAGUGAACACCCACCUCUUAAAUAGUUAUGAGAACUUACGCAGCCAAGCAGACGUGGUAGAGUCUUCACUAUCAAAAAGAAUAAAUGAAGUCAAUGAUAGUUUAUAUCGGCUGAAGAAUCAUUUGCAACUGAUAAUUUCAGACAUUGCUGAAGCGGAAAAAACAAUUAACUUUUUGAAGAAACAAAUACUCGAGAAGGAGGCUCCUUUGAAACAAGUUCAGACUCGUCUUCAUUUGAGAAACGAACGUCCAAAUGUUGAACUUUGUGAAGAUAAAGCACACACAGGAUUGAUUAUCGAAAGUCGUGAAAUUGCAGCAACCAUUCAAGCAUUACAAGAACAGCUUGCCAGAGUAGAAGCAUCACUGAGUAAUCUACUUGAGACAAGAAGAGAUUUAGAAAGAGAAAUUGCAAUCAAAGAAAACACCCUGAUGGUGGAUAAAGGUCGUGUUCAACCUCUAAGGAAAAAAUUUCCUCCUCGUCAUAAACUAUUAGGUCACUGAACAUUAAACUUCUUAAUGUGUUGACAGGAAGUACUUAGUUUUGAUC